GACACAUGUAGAUGUACGUUAUGUUAGUAUCUAGUAGAAACUGGUGUUCCAACAGCCUACUCUGAGUCUAGGAACUGUGCCAUGAAGACAUUUGCUAGAUUUUCUGUGUUAAUUAUGUUUUUGUAUGUCUCUAUUCAAAUACUGUUAUUUAGUAGGGAUGUUUCCUAUCAUCCCGUCCCAAAUAUAUACAGGCGAUACAAUUUAAACAGUGGUGAAAACGGGAUAUACGACAGUCAGCUGGUUGGAAUAGGCUCCAGCGAACAUCCCAAAAGCUAUAAGGAAGUUAAACAAAGACAUUUGUCUAUAAAGGGCCAUCGAGAAAUCAGUUUCGCAGAAGAAAACAUUGUAGAGACGCUACCUGCAAACCAGACUGGUCGUCUGCUUGGUAUCAAGGCCGGGAAAGUGGUCAAAGUUAUUGGAAGGAAUGGUUCGAUAGAGUCGGAGCAGCGAAUUGGGAAAAGAUACCGUCUCAUAAGAAAACUUGGUGAAGGGUCAUUUGGAAAGGUGUUUUUGGGCACCGAUGUCACCAGCGGAGAAUCAGUUGCUAUCAAAAUUGAGGACACAGAGAUAACUCACCCAUAUUUGCACGAGGAGGAAAAGGUUUACAGAAUACUUGAAGGCGGAGAAGGCUUCCCUACUGUAAGAUGGAGCGGUAAAGAUGGGAGUUACAAUUUUCUAGUAACUGAUCUUCUCGGACCUAGUUUAUAUGACUAUUACCAUCUCUUUUUUAGGCCUGAUCAGAAGGAAGACCUACAGCAUAUGGCAAUAAGUGAUGCAGAGUUUGGGUUAGAUUCUAUAGCAGGACCGGAUGAUGGUGAAAAAGAAGAGGAAGACAGGGAUAGAUAG
Mizuhopecten yessoensis (Yesso scallop) is the source of this 846-nucleotide messenger RNA. RefSeq lists its product as uncharacterized. NCBI's taxonomy places the organism in Eukaryota, Metazoa, Mollusca, Bivalvia, Pectinida, Pectinidae. The transcript has 3 exons. The coding region runs from base 82 to 846 and encodes 254 amino acids. Gene Ontology annotation, molecular function: ATP binding; protein kinase activity. Gene Ontology annotation, biological process: protein phosphorylation. The record is from RefSeq and is a predicted model, not a curated record.